Molecule: messenger RNA, 2103 nt
Organism: Myotis davidii
Lineage: Eukaryota; Metazoa; Chordata; Mammalia; Chiroptera; Vespertilionidae
Gene: NPY2R
Product: neuropeptide Y receptor Y2
Exons: 2
Coding region: 176-1315 (379 amino acids)
Biological process (GO): G protein-coupled receptor signaling pathway
Cellular component (GO): membrane
Molecular function (GO): neuropeptide Y receptor activity
Source: RefSeq, a predicted model, not a curated record
CAGCCUCCCGGCCACCCGGACGGAGGGGCGCCUGCCCUGCGAGGUCAGGACGGACGGAGCUGGACUUGCCUUCGGGGACCUGGCAGUGCCUUCGGUCAGGCGUCUUGCUUGUGCUUCUAAGCAGAAAGAAACUCGACGGCCGGGCCAGUGAGUAUUCUUGUGCUAGUUCCUGAAAAUGGGCCCAAUAGGUGCAGAGACUGAGGAGAACCAGACAGUGGAAGAAAUGGAGCAGUAUGACCCAGGGCAGACCACUCCUAGAGGUGAGCUGGCCCCUGACCCUAAGCCAGAGCUUAGAGACAGCACCAAGCUGAUGGAGGUGCAGAUUGUCCUCAUCUUGGCUUAUUGCUUCAUCAUCUUGCUUGGGGUGAUUGGCAACUCCUUGGUGAUCCAUGUGGUAAUCAAAUUCAAGAGCAUGCACACAGUAACCAACUUUUUCAUCGCCAAUCUGGCUGUGGCAGACCUUCUGGUGAACACCCUGUGCUUGCCAUUCACUCUUACCUACACCUUAAUGGGGGAGUGGAAAAUGGGUCCUGUCCUCUGCCACUUGGUACCCUAUGCCCAGGGCCUGGCAGUACAAGUGUCCACGAUCACCUUGACAGUAAUUGCUCUGAACCGGCAUCGUUGCAUCGUCUAUCACCUGGAGAGCAAGAUCUCCAAGCGAAUCAGCUUCCUGAUCAUUGGCUUGGCCUGGGGCGUCAGUGCCCUGCUAGCAAGCCCCCUGGCCAUCUUCCGUGAGUACUCACUGAUUGAGAUUAUCCCUGACUUCUCCAUUGUGGCCUGUACGGAGAAGUGGCCGGGUGAGAAGAGCGUGUAUGGCACUGUCUACAGUCUUUCCUCCUUACUGAUCCUGUAUGUUUUGCCUCUAAGCAUCAUAUCUUUUUCCUACGCGCGUAUCUGGAGUAAACUUAAGAACCAUGUCAGCCCUGGAGCUGCUAAUGAUCACUACCAUCAGCGAAGGCAAAAGACCACCAAAAUGCUGGUGUGCGUGGUGGUGGUGUUCGCGGUCAGCUGGUUGCCUCUCCAUGCCUUCCAACUCGCUGUGGACAUUGACAACCAAAUCCUGAACUUGAGGGAGUACAAGCUCAUCUUCACCGUGCUCCACAUCAUUGCCAUGUGCUCCACCUUUGCCAACCCCCUUUUCUAUGGCUGGAUGAACAGCAACUACAGAAAGGCAUUCCUCUCCGCCUUCCGCUGUGAGCCCAGGUUGGACACCAUUCACUCAGAAGUGUUCGUGUCAUUCAAGGCUAAAAAGAACCUGGAAGUAAAGAGGAAAUAUGGCCCCAAUGGCUCAUUCACAGAGGCAACCAAUGUCUGAGGAAGCUGUGGUGUGAAAAUGUGUGGAUGAAUUCUGCCCAGAGCUAUAAAUCUGGGUGGGGACGGCGCCCAGGUGCAUCCUGAUUUCCCAUUUUUAAGAAGAAAAAGAGCAUCUGAAUGGAUGCUCUUUGGUGUCAUUCACGGAAAACGCAUUGGCAGAGCCGAGGUGAAAACACACCUAUUGGAAGAUAGGACAACGAAGCAUUUCACAUACAGUUGUAUGGCUGGAAGGUGGAAUUACGGAAAUGCUCGUGACAGUUUCCCAGAGUGAAGGAAACCUGAACAAGGAACUGGCGUUGUCAGCAUCGCUAAAAGGUGGUGGCUAAAUAAAUUGACUUUCAAAUCACACUGGGGAGUAGGUUGGGGAUGAUGUAUAAUUAACUGCUCUCCCCUCCUCUGAUGAAAAGAUGACCAAACACCAAUUUCCCUAGGGAGCCACAGGCUCUCUCUCCUUUAUUGUAUUUUGUGUGUGUGUCUGUUUUAAUGAAUCUUCCUAUAGAUUAAAUCCACUAGGAAAUGCUGCAGGUAAUUGUUACCACCGAAUUGUAGGACUUCAAGGAAGUAAACGGAAAUUUGCCAUAUAACUAGUGUUUUGGAAAAUGACGGGGAAAUUCUUAAUGCUCAGCUAGCUGAUUUUUCUUAAAACCAAAUGCACGUUUAGUGAAAAGUUGCUUCAACUCAGAAUCAAAGGUUGAAGUUCUCAGAAUUAUGGAAAUGUAAACCAUCAUUUGACUUCUCAUUUAAGUUGUCCCUGCUUUCUAUAUAUAGAUACCAUUAGGACAACCAAUA